CUGCGCCAAACAACUAAAAUAGUUACUUCGGAGGGCGGUUUGCGUGUAAGGACAACUUGCGCUAAAACUCUUCUCCCUAAAGUGGUGAAUGCGCCCAUAAAAAGUCAAAACAGCGGGGACAGACCUGCUGUGGCUGAAAUAAAUGUCUCAGCGCGACUCAUAAAAUAAAUCAGGGUGCAGAGACAUUGGAGCUCGGGAAAGUUCUCAAGAACUGGAUCUCAUCCUCCCCUUCUCCGCCCUCAGCCAUGGCUGUGAAGGAGCCUCCUCAGACUGGAAACCACCGCUGACUGCCGGCAGAAACGUUCACAACACUUUGGAAGAUGGACCAAUGGGAGAUGUUUACAUUUACAUCCUGAGUUGUUGAUUGGUUGAAAGCUGGGGGUUUCCUACAAGGACAUAGAAACAUUCCUUUGAUCACUUGAGCAUCACAGAAGGUGCAACAAUGAAGAGACCUGCUUCUGCAAGUAGGGAUGCUAAUUUGAUGAAGGUCUAACCAUCAUCACCUACAAACAACACCAUGGAGAGCACUUAUUCUUCUUUAAGCCUUUACAAACUUCUUAAAGAGAAGAUCUUUCAAAGUUCAUCUGUCUCCUGGAGCCCAUCUACCCCCUUUGAUGCUCAUUCAUGCACCCAACAAACAGCAACCUCUCAGCAUGAAGAGGAGGGACCAGCUGAACCAGCAAAGCAUGAUCAGGGAGACAAAUUCAGCCUUGCAGACCUUAGAGAAACCCUACAAGCCUUGGAUGCCUCUGAGAACUGCUGGCCAAAAUUUUGCUCAGAGUGCCAGGCCUUUAUUAGGAUGGGCAACCAACAAGCAACAAAACUGAAGCCAAAUUAUUAUAUGGAGAGCUGGAAUGCCUUACAAAUAUCACCCGGAGUCCAUAUUCCCCGUAAGAGAAGGCAGACAGUGGAGGAGGCGUCAUAUAACCUUGGGGUGACACCAGGCCCAACAAGAUGGAGAAAGUGCCAAAUAGUGGACCUUCAAUCAACAGAUGAGAGUGAGGAGGAAAAUGGCCUAACACUGGCUCCUUUAGAAGCUUUUCAACAGGUUGCAUGCUGGUUAAAAGAUCAGAGCAGAGCAUCUGUAGAAGAAGCUGAGGAGCUUUGUGCCCUGGGUGACGCUCACAGUCUGGACCAGACCUGGAAUAGCAAGGCAGGAAAAUCAGAGUGUGAAGGUCAGACCAAGAGGAAUACAACAUCAGAUUAUCAUCACUGCACCUGUCCUUUUCCAUUCCAUCACCCAUCGCACAGUCUGUCAGGGAGAGAGGAUAUCUCCCCCGCACCCUCCCCCACCCUCUCUGCUUCCACACGGACAUCCAGCAGCUUGGGAAGUUUGUCCCCCAUCCUGUCUUCUCCUGUCACAUUAAACCUGACUGACAAGACAUAUUGGCAAAACAUAUCCAAUAGGAAAAACGUUUGGACCAAUUCAGGAAAACCACAGCUGGAUGGUUUGGAGACCAGAGGAUGUGAAAGGGUCACCACAAAUCCUGAAGGAGCUGAAAAUGAUUUUGGGUCUGCAGAGGAGAAGCUAAUAUGGUCAACUCUACAGCUAAAGGAAGAUUAUCUGCUAUCUUCCGAGGAAGCCCUGCAGAGGCAGGAGGAGAUCUGGCAGCAGGAGGUGGAGGAGUCUCUGUCUCGCUGCAGGUCUCUUUUUCAUCCAUCGAGACCGAAACACGUUGACUUCCUGCACAUCACUGCUUCUGAUGAUGAUCUCACUGAAUCACCCUCGACCACAACUCUCCUCCACCUGACAUCAGAGGCACCCACACCAGGAGAAGGAGAGGAAAAAACUCCUGGUCGUCUACAAGCCGUGUGGCCACCUCUUAAGGAGGAAAAGGUUGGCCUGAAGUAUACUGAAGCAGAGCACCAGGCCGCUCUCCUGCUGCUGAAAAGAAAAUGCAGACAGGAGCUAGAGACGUUACAGGGGGAUUAUGAACUUCAACUCUACAAACUAAGGGAGGAAAACAGAGACAAUGUUUAUCGCCUGGAGUUGAUUAUUGCUGAACUACGGGCCAAGGUCACACAGGUUCAGAGUUACAAUCAAAGGGGGCUUAAAGAUGUUGCUGUUUCCACAGCAGAUGGCUUUUUACACAAAUCAUUCCACACUGUCAGCAUCCAGACUGACGAAGAAAACUUCAAUAACAGUUCUGAAGAUGGUGAAGUUAAUCUUCAGCAGCAAAUGGGAAUCCCCAAAAAGCUGGACAUGGCUUGCAUCUGUCUCAACCUGUCUGGUCAGACAGGAGAUGUUUUGUCCUCUUCUUCAACUUUCACAUUUCCUCAGACUCUUCCUCCUGGAGAGUCCUUACCGCAACCAAGAGCUAGUUUUCAGAAUUCACCGCCAGCCAAACAAGACUGCCUUUCUCCUCCUCCACCACCACCUCUGCCAUCUUUUUCACUGUUUUUGCCACCACCUCCACCCCCGCUUCCUCAGUCAGCACUAGGUGUUGCUCACCCACCACCUCCUCCACCAGUAGGGGGUGUCAUGGUUGAAAAACCUCCAAGGAAGCCAGCAGUGGAACCUUCCCGAGCCAUUAAGCCUCUUUACUGGACCAGAAUCCAGAUCCAAGAUGACAAUAACUACUCUCUGUGGAGUAUCUUAGAGGAACCACACAUAAUAAAUGCCAACGAGUUUGAGGAUCUCUUUGCUAAAACAACUACGAUGGGAAAAAAGAAGCCGCUGUCACAGACUUAUGAGAAGAAAACCAAAGCCAAAAAGCUCAUUAAGCUGCUGGACAGCAAGCGCUCUCAGGCUGUGGGCAUACUCAUAUCAAGCCUCCACCUGGAGAUGAAAGAUAUUCAGCAAGCUGUACUGACUGUGGAUCAUUCUGUGGUGGACCUGGAGGCCAUUGAAGCACUUUAUGAAAAUAGAGCUCAGCCGGAUGAACUGGAGAAGAUCAGGAAACACUACGAGUCAUCUCAGGAGGAGGAUGUUAAACUGUUGGACAAGCCUGAGCAGUUCCUGUUUGAACUGUCUCAGAUUCCAGACUUUGCUGGGAGAGCUUGCUGUAUGAUCUUCCAGUCGACUUUCACUGAAGGGAUUGCCUCAAUUAAAUGCAAGCUCAGCUCUGUCUCAUGUGUCUGCAAGGUUCUGCUGGAGAGCAGUGGUGUCAGGGAGGUCAUGGGACUGGUGCUAGCUCUAGGGAACCACAUGAACGGAGGCAGCAGGAUCAGAGGCCAAGCCGACGGCUUCGGUCUGGAAAUCCUCCCGAAACUUAAAGAUGUCAAGAGCAGGGACAACCGGAUCAGCCUGGUGGACUAUGUGGUGUCAUACUACUUACACAAUGUGGACAAGAACGCUGGAACAGAAAAGAGCAUGUUUCCUCUUCCUGAACCUCAGGACGUCUUCAUGGCAGCUCAGGUCAAGUUUAAAGACCUCAGCAGAGAUCUAAGGCAGUUCGAACAAGAUCUGACAAGAUGUGAGAAAAAUUUACAGAAAGCGUGUUCAGAGUCUCCUGAUGAAUACCUGCAGCCGUUUAAGGACAAGAUGGAAGCUUUUGUUCUUACCGCUCGAAAGGAGCAUGCAGAAGCUUCCUACCAGCUGAUGACUGUGCAAAAAAGUUUUCAGGACGUUGCUCUGUACUUUGGACUCAAACCCAAACCAGGAGAGGAGGAGGUGACAACCAGUCACCUCUUCACGCUUUGGUUUGAGUUCUGUGCUGAUUUCAAGGUCAGGUGGAAGAGGGAGAACAAGAGUUUCUCAAAAGAGAGGUUAAAACAGGCUCAGCUGUCAGUGAAGAGGAUCACUGGAGAGAAAAAAGUUGAGACAAAAAAGAUCAACCCCAACAGUCUGAAGGAACGACUGCGUCAGAAAGAAGCUCAAGUGACUUCACCUUAAAACAUUCUGGCUUAUAAUAAAUAUCCACAGAAAUCUGGAGCUAACUUAUAGUGGACCAUGACAGUAAAUCAACAUUUUUAUCAAUCAUCCAUAACAUUUUUCACUUAAUGUCACUACAACACUUACUCUAACUUUGACAACCCUGUAAUUUAUGUAUAAAAAUGUAGUUGGUCAAUAUCUAAUUAUUAAAUAAUUUAAUUGUAUUUCUUAAUUAAUAUUACUUUUACUAAAAUAUACAUCUUGUAUGGAUUUUUCCUGUAUUUUUUCACAAAUAAAACAAAAAUCAGAAAAGAAUUAUGUGAUACAAUA
This is a messenger RNA of Girardinichthys multiradiatus, 4144 nucleotides long. It is a transcript of the gene fmn1, whose product is annotated as formin 1. Gene Ontology annotation, cellular component: cytoplasm; actin filament; cytoskeleton. Bases 518 to 3835 code for a protein of 1105 amino acids. NCBI's taxonomy places the organism in Eukaryota, Metazoa, Chordata, Actinopteri, Cyprinodontiformes, Goodeidae. The record is from RefSeq and is a predicted model, not a curated record. The transcript is spliced from 21 exons. Gene Ontology annotation, molecular function: actin filament binding; microtubule binding. Gene Ontology annotation, biological process: cortical actin cytoskeleton organization; actin nucleation; actin filament network formation.